This is a messenger RNA of Cuscuta epithymum, 3164 nucleotides long. Lineage: Eukaryota; Viridiplantae; Streptophyta; Magnoliopsida; Solanales; Convolvulaceae. The record is from the annotation of a GenBank genome assembly.
UAAGGAUAUACUAGUACUAAAAUUUGCAAUUACAAAAUGGAGGUAGUUAACUUGUUAUCAAUUAUCAUGUCCAGUGAGUAGACUGCAACCCUCUUUUCUUCUUCUUCUUGGGAAACUCCUCUGUUUUAGUCUUUUAAUUAUAACAGCAUAGCAGUAUAGCAUACCUUUUUCUUUUCUGGAGCUUAACAGCUGAAACUCCUCCACUGCUGGACUGAUGGCCGAGGUGACUACUUCUGUCAUGCACGAGGUCCUAGGCGGGCGGCUACAAGACGUGGACCAGCCAAUUGUCGACUACAUCAUCAACGUACUUGCUGACGAGGAUUUCGACUUCGGCGUCGAUGGAGACGGUGCUUUCGAAGCCAUCGGCGACCUCCUCGUCGAAUCCGAUUGCGUCUAUGACUACUCUGAAUGUCGCAGGGUAUGUAGCAAAUUGUCUGAAAAACUCGAGAAGCAUGGGUUGGUGAAACCAAAACCUUCUGUAAGAAGCUUGAAAGCACCACUGAGAAUGUUUGAUGGGAUGGAUGAAGAGGAAGCUCCUAAAAAGAAGCCCGAGCCAACUGAUGGCCCUCUGCUGACUGAGCGUGACAAAAUUAAGAUUGAGAGGAGGAAGAGAAAAGAGGAGCGACAAAGAGAGGCACAGUAUGAAGAUCAUUUAAGAGAGAUGGAAGCUGUCAGAGCCGGGAUGCCUGCUAUUUGUGUAAACCAUGACGUUGUGGAUGGGGCAGCAAUCAAGGAUAUACAUAUGGAGAAUUUCAACAUAUCAGUUGGUGGCCGUGAUCUCAUCACUGAUGGAACUGUGACACUUUCAUUUGGACGACACUACGGGCUAGUUGGACGCAAUGGAACUGGAAAAACAACAUUCCUUAGGUACAUGGCUAUGCAUGCCAUAGAUGGUAUUCCUAGGAACUGUCAGAUAUUACACGUGGAGCAGGAGGUUGCUGGUGAUGAUACUUCAGUUUUGCAAUGUGUCCUUAAUUGUGAUGCUGAAAGAACCCGACUAUUGGAAGAAGAAAGUCGGCUACUUGAGUUACAGAGAGAUAUCGAUCUAGAAGGUGAAGUUGGAAAGAGCAAUGGGGAAUCAGAAAAAAAUGCUAUUGCACAAAGGCUUGAGGAGAUAUACAAAAGGCUUGAGCUUAUCGAUGCUUACUCUGCUGAGUCACGUGCAGCAUCCAUCCUUGCGGGCCUCAGUUUUUCCACAGAAAUGCAAAAGAGGGCGACAAAAACAUUUUCGGGAGGAUGGAGGAUGAGAAUAGCACUUGCACGAGCAUUGUUUAUUGAACCUGACUUACUACUGCUUGAUGAACCAACGAAUCAUCUUGAUCUUCAUGCUGUCCUGUGGCUUGAGACUUACCUGGUGAAGUGGCCGAAGACAUUUAUAGUAGUUUCUCAUGCUAGAGAAUUUUUGAACACUGUUGUCACCGACAUUAUUCAUCUUCAAAAUAGGAAACUCAUUACCUAUAAAGGAAACUAUGAUACAUUCGAGAGAACUAGAGAAGAACAGCUUAAAAACCAACAUAAAGCAUUCGAGGCAAAUGAACGUUCCAGGGCCCACAUGCAGACAUUCAUUGAUAAGUUCCGCUACAAUGCAAAGCGUGCAUCCCUUGUUCAAUCAAGAAUCAAGGCGCUUGAUAGGAUGGGUCAUGUAGAUGAAGUUUUCAAUGACCCUGAUUACAAGUUUGAAUUUCCUUCUCCUGAUGACCGGCCAGGGGCUCCGAUUAUAAGUUUCAGUGAUGCAUCUUUUGGAUAUCCUGGGGGGCCAAUAUUGUUCAAGAAUUUAAAUUUUGGAAUUGAUUUGGACAGCCGCGUUGCAAUGGUUGGUCCAAACGGAAUUGGAAAGUCAACCAUAUUGAAACUAAUUUCCGGUGAUCUUCAACCAACCUCAGGAACAGUGUUCCGUUCUGCUAAGGUACCUUGUAAUUCUCUUAUUCAAUUUGCCACCUGCGGUUUCUUGCCUUCUUCAGUGUAGUGUGUGAGGUGUGUCAUACUUUAUUACAACCAUAUUGAGCCUUGGUCCCAAAAGAUUUUGGGGUUGACUAAUAUGAAUCGAUACAUGAUAUAUUGAAUUAUUGAUAUCGGAGGCAAAAAGAAAACAACGAUAAGAAAGAUAAAAAGAUAAGAUAAGAUAAAAAAGUAAAAAAAGAUUAGAUAAAGAUAAAUAUAAGAUAAAGAUAAACAUGAUAAGAUAAAAAAGGUAAGAAUAUAUAUAUAUAUAUAUAUAUAUAUAUAUAUAUUCAUAGUAUAAUUUGUAUAUAUAUAAUUAAAAGGAUAAAAGGAUAAAGACAUAAGAAAGAUAAAGAAGAUAAAAAGAUAAAAAAGAUGACUAGAGAUUAAUCUUCCACAAAUAUUCACCCUCCAUUUUGCUCUUCAAACCCAUACUCUCAUCCAACCCAAGAAGAAGCAUACCACACCUGGCUCCUUUAAUCCAUGCUCGUCUAGCAGGUGCAUCACUCGGUCUUCUACGUACAUGACCAACCAAACCACCGUACUCGAGACCCCCACAUCUUAUCUUCAAUAGGUACGGAUCGCUGUAUUUAGCCAGCACCAUGUUGAUGGAUUAGACCUGACUUCAAAUCCCUUGCUUUAUAUGAUGCGCUGCUUCCCUGGUGUACCUGAACAGAAACUUCGUUCUCACCUAGGUUCCUUUGGUAUCACUGGAAAUCUUGCCCUUCAACCAAUGUAUACAUUAUCUGGGGGGCAGAAAAGCAGAGUUGCAUUUUCAAAAAUCACUUUCAAGAAGCCUCACAUUUUACUUCUUGACGAGCCAUCAAAUCACUUGGACCUGGAUGCUGUCGAGGCACUAAUACAAGGACUCGUUUUGUUCCAAGGAGGUGUUCUGAUGGUAAGUCACGAUGAACAUCUAAUAUCGGGCAGUGUAGAGCAGUUGUGGGCCGUAUCAGAUGGCAGGGUGACACCCUUUGAUGGAACAUUCCAGGAUUACAAGAAGCUACUCCAAUCAUAAUAGAAUUGUGCCAUGUAUUUGCUUGCAAAAAUGUUUGUCCUGCGAGGCUGCGAAUGGUCAAUCCCCCUGCCAAAAACGAAGCUUAGCCAAAGUAUGGAAGGGAUCAUCUUUUGAAUCAGCAAUUUGCAGCGGCAUUCAAUGUGAAGCAGUACACGUAAAAGUGAUAUUUAUUGCGCCAUUGUAUGGUUUGCACGGCCAAUCUUCG